Molecule: messenger RNA, 2185 nt
Organism: Schistosoma guineensis
Lineage: Eukaryota; Metazoa; Platyhelminthes; Trematoda; Strigeidida; Schistosomatidae
Source: the annotation of a GenBank genome assembly
UAAGUUGAAACUUACACUAUCAUAGAGUGCACAGAAAGUAGUUUGUUUUAUUGUAUGUUACCUUGACAUUUUUCGUAAAUAACAACGUGCGACUACUUUGUAACACUCGGUCUCAUUUAUCUGAUUUGUUUGCAUAUUACGCUAGAUAGAUAAUCUUGCCAGGAUACAUUAUCUGCUUUUUCCCUCUUUAGGCCUUCCAAUUCUGGCCGUAAUAUGUCCUUCUUUAGUUCCUGACCGAAUGCUUGUCAUUCACACUACUCGGCAUCUGCUAAAAUUAUUAAUAAUGCAACUAAUUUGAAUCACUCAAAGUGCCUUUGUAUCCGUUGUGUGGGAUGUAUAAACAUGUCUCCGUGUUUUACGUUUGUUAGGCGUAAACAAAAUAAUAACAAAGAAAUAUUUCUUGCCAUCCUGGGAUUGGAUAAUUCUGGAAAGACAACAAUAUCUCUCAGCAUAAAGGGUGUCUCCAGUGACUUAGUUGCUCCAACUAUCGGCUUUGAUCGUAUUGAAUUUGCUAUCGACAGCUUUAAUAUCAACCUUUAUGAUUUGGGUGGUGGUCGUACAAUACGUGAUAUUUGGGAAACAUAUUUUGCUGAAGUCUAUGGUGUUAUAUUCGUGGUUGAUUCAAGUACGCCAGAGAGAUUAGAAGAAUGUCACGAAGCAUUAGUCAAUGUUCUUUCCCAUCCUUGUAUAUCCGGUAAACCAAUUCUUUUACUAGCAAACAAGCGAGAUAUUAAAGGUGCGUUAGAUGAGUCGGAGCUGAUAGCAGCACUCCAGCUGGAUGAUCUUGUCAAUGAAUAUAAAUGCCCUUGUCGCUUGGAGCAUUGUUGUGCUUUAUUACUACCUAAUCAAAAGUUGGAUAAAGCGAUUCGUGAAGGUUUGAAAUGGCUUCUUGCUUAUAUUCAGUCAGAUUUGAUAAAUAUUCAAUCACGGGUUGGUGCUGAUGUAGAUAGACAAAUAAGACAACAAACAGAAGAACGUGCAGCUAGAAAAGAAAGAGUUCGAUUAGCUAGAGAGGAGAGAGAACGUUUGAGAAAACUGUCUAAUCAACACAUCAACAAUACGUUCACAGCAGGUAGUCUAGACGAUUUAGGUGAAAAUUCAAAUGAAUUAAUCAACCAACAAUUAACAUUAAAAACCGAAAAUACAUGUACGGUGUCCAACAUUUUUGAAAAUAACUUGUGUAGUGACAGUCCUAAAUAUAAAGAACCUACUAAUUUACCAGAACUUAACCAAUAUAAUGAUAUUCAAUUUGUUCAGAUCAAUCCAUUAGUAUCUGAUAAGAAAAAUAAUUCUUUGGCAUGUUCACAACUGAAUUCACGUGACCUAUUACAUCAAAUAAAGUUAGCCUGUAGUAUUGAUCUGGAAUUCCAAAAUAAAAAAUUGAGUUUGGAUAGCUACCGUGGUUUUGAUAAAGAGGGCUUAUUCAUUGAAUUAGAAAGACAGCUGCAUAUUAGUGUUGAUGAUUCAAAAGAAAAUGAUAAUACCCGUACUAUAACUGAAAAACAUGAUGAAGUAUCAAAACAGUUUUCAUUAUCUCCUUCGGUCUCAAAUGGUCAUAAGAAAGAUGUGGAAUUACAACCUGAAUUCAUGGAAAUGAAUAUGUCGAAAAGCAAACUCCAAUGUGAUAAAGAUUAUUCGAUUCCUCAAACAGCGAAUGGUAGUGCCCGUUUUGUUAAUAGAACACCAACUGUGGUCCAUUCGUUAUAUGAGAAAAAUAGUUCUUCGGUUGAAAUAUCUGUUCACCAAUCGUUUAAUGUUAAAAAAAAUCCGUUUGAGAAGGUUGAACACAGAGACAACAAUUCCAGUCUAUCGGGAACUGUGGCAAUAUCAAAAUUAACUAAAGGACCUUCACCACUGGCACGCAUGUUUGUGUCGAAUUUCAAUAAACUACAUCCAAUCACAUAUCAGAAACCAGAAGGCUCAAUGUCAUCUAUAUCGCAAUCAUUUACAUCAGAAGAGAAAAAUAAUUCGGAUAAAUUCUAUGCAACCUCUGUUUCUAAUUCUAAUUUAAAAUCGUCAGACUGAACGUACAAACGUAUAUGUAUCUGUUUUUAUUAAUUAGUACACAAACGCCGCUUACGUCAAUUAUCAUUAUUCAACUGUUUAUAAAAUACUUUUUCUGCUUGACGCGUUUUAUUAUCAAUAGAGAAGCGUGUUCAUUGUUUGAAAUUCACAUUUUAAUAAA